Pelmatolapia mariae (spotted tilapia) is the source of this 1939-nucleotide messenger RNA. RefSeq names its product deubiquitinase DESI2. The transcript has 5 exons. The record is from RefSeq and is a predicted model, not a curated record. Gene Ontology annotation, molecular function: deubiquitinase activity. Lineage: Eukaryota; Metazoa; Chordata; Actinopteri; Cichliformes; Cichlidae. Bases 115 to 708 code for a protein of 197 amino acids. Gene Ontology annotation, biological process: protein deubiquitination.
GCCCGUUGCAGCUCCUGCCGUCCACCGUGUGGCCCUGUGACUCCACAGGGUGAGGAGGUGCUGACAACCUUAAAACGCGGACUAAGGUUUGCCUUUCCAGCUCAGGUUAAAACCAUGGCUAAUGAACCCGUCAUCCUUAACGUGUAUGAUAUGUAUUGGAUAAACGAAUACACGUCCAAUCUGGGCAUUGGUGUCUUCCACUCAGGCAUUGAGAUUUAUGGGAGAGAAUUUGCAUACGGAGGCCAUCCAUACCCUUUCAGUGGCAUCUUUGAAAUCAACCCCGGCAAUGCUGCCGAACUGGGAGAGACAUUCAAAUUCAAGGAGGCCAUUGUUUUGGGCACCACUGACUUCACAGAGGAGGACAUAGAUAAAAUCAUGGAGGAGCUCGGUAAAGAGUUCAAAGGGAACGCCUACCAUCUAAUGCACAAAAACUGCAACCACUUCUCCUCCUCGCUGUCUGAGUUGCUGUGUGGACGGGAAAUCCCCCGCUGGGUCAACAGACUGGCGUACUUCAGCUCCUGCAUCCCUUUCCUGCAGAGCUGCCUACCCAAGGAGUGGUUAACCCCGGCUGCCCUGCAGAGCCACAUCAGCCUCGGCCUUCACAAAGAGGAGCAUAACGAGUCGAGCGAUGAGGACCCUUCGUCGCCGUCUGGAGCCACGGCCGCUGGCUCGGGCUCCUCCCACAGCUGUCGUCACACCAGGGUGUGACGUGACCUCUGGACCUUCUCACCACUGCUUCUGAUGGCAUUAGUAGGCUUGAACAACCACCUGACCUCAUACUGUUUGUCCUCUGCGUAAAAGAGGCAGGAAAAGAAGAGUUUCCUUUUUGAAAAGAGAGCUGCUGCCAGACACUUCAGGCCUACAGACUUACAGAGAAGCCGUUUGUCCUUUCAACAGACGACAGCAUGACGAGGGCGUGCUUUUCCCUGAGCCCUGAAGUGCGUCUCUGAUUUUGACAGUGACUACUUGUAGAUCUGAAGUUUGUAGUAUGUUAUUAUUAGUCUUUUCCACAAACUUUGAAAUCUUUGUCAGCCUUGUUCCCUGCCCUGCCUUCAGAGCUGCUUUUGUAGAAUGACCACAUAGACACUGGAUGGUGACGUCAGCAAGAAUCUGCUCGACUCCAACAAGUUCUCGUUCGAUAACCUCUAUGUGGCCUUUGCCUGAUGUUGUUGAUUCGGCUUUCUUUGUUUGGAACUUUUCUUUGGCCAUUUUAGAGGGUUAACGGGUAAAAAAAAAGAAAAAGAUUUGAUUGUUCCCUGAGUUUAAUCUGAGUGAGUAAAAGUCCUGCAUGUGGAAAGAAAUUAACAAAAGAUCCCACUUAACUUACUUCAGAUAGAAGCUCCUUCUUCUAUUUUUUAAAGUGAUUACCUUCGUUCAAGCUUGUUUUAAAGAUAGACGGUUUGAAACAAUCAAGGGCAAACAGUGCUGCUGUGCACACAGCCUCGGGCAGCCCAGUCACGAUCUGUGAACAUCUCAGAGACACAAACACAAAGAAAGUCAAGCUGCUACUCUGACAAAUAUUGACUUUGUGACCCAGAACACAUUUUGUCUAUACUUUUAUAUCCAAGUGAUCUUUAUAUUAUAAAGGUGCGUUAACUUACAGAAAGGGAAAAUACACAUUUACAGACAGAUUUCCCCUGGAUGACAUCUUUUUCACCUUUGAGACCGAGCUGCCAUGAGAAAGAACGACAGACAUUCAGUGUUUUCCUCUAAAUUGCAGAAGUCUUUAAAGAUAAUGUUCGUUUUAAAUAUCCCCGUUGGCUCUCUUGCCUAGAUUUAAAAGACAACAUAAAGUCCAUGUUAUGCCUGUACAGUUAAUAUCGAGUUACAGUCAGCAGGUAAACAUCGCUAAAGCUCACAGUUAUAUUGUGUUUGUUUAAUCAGACCAAGGCGUAGGACUGGGAAAAAAAAGACCUGUGGGUGUUUUUCUUGACUGGGA